This is a messenger RNA of Papaver somniferum (opium poppy), 1105 nucleotides long. RefSeq lists its product as uncharacterized. Lineage: Eukaryota; Viridiplantae; Streptophyta; Magnoliopsida; Ranunculales; Papaveraceae. The transcript has 2 exons. Bases 463 to 948 code for a protein of 161 amino acids. The record is from RefSeq and is a predicted model, not a curated record.
UUGAUAAAUAAGAUGCUUGACUUGGUUGGAAAGUUUGAUACAGAAGGCAGUGUGGUUGGACAAGUUUAUUUGGUAACUAAUGUGAUCACCAAGAAAAUAUUCACAGUGAAUAUUAUAGACAAACAAUGCACUUGUUUGCAAUGGCAGCUAAGGGGAUUCCCUUGUCAACAUGCUGUAUGUGCAUUGAAACUGCUGAGGCCAAACUGGAAAGAUUAUUGUGCUCCUUACUAUUCUGUGGAGUAUUAUAGGACCACAUAUGCAAAUGCUGCCACACCCUUAGAAGACAUAACUGAAUGGUUAUGGGAAGAUAAGGUAGAUUUAUAAACUUUAUUGAAUGUGGUGCAUUUACUUUUCAAGAUAUUAGUUAUUUAUUUUUCUCUUUUCCCUAUUUAAGAAUCAAACCCUUUAGGGUUUCAUUACUUUAACUUUCUCAUUUGUUUUCUCUUCUUCUGGCAGGCAACCAUGAACGUCAACGUAAACCCUCCUCCUUAUCAGAGAAAAACUGGAAGACCAGCAAAGAAGAGGAAGAGAAGUUAUGAUGAACCUGAAACUGUGGUGAAGAAAAGGAAGUGUGGAAAAUGUGGAUCUAUUGCUGGCCACAACAAGAGAACCUGUGCUGGUGGUGAUGUUGGUAAAAACCAAACUGGAUUCAAGCCAAGCACUGAGUAUGAUGCUGCAAACUGCACCUUCACACAGAGAGAUCAGCCUAAAAGUAGCAAUGCAAGGGGUAAAGCCAAGGUGAACAGAUCCAGAGGUACAUCAUUUUUUGUUGGUGAGUCAUCUGCAGGACCUAGAACUCAAGGAAGACCAGUAGCAGGACCUAACACUCAUGGAUCUACACAAGAUAAUCAAAAUUUCAGUCAGAACUUUGCUGGUAUUGGAUCUGUCAGUCAACAUCUUUCUGUCACAAAGGGAAAGCAAACCAAGGCUAAGAAGACUAGGAAGUAGAAGUGUGUGUGCUUUAUUGUUUGUUUUAGAUAUGUUGUGGACAAGUAUCUAAUUGAUGGUUAGUUUUUUUGGUUGCUUUAGACACUGAUUCUGGUAUGGACAUGUAUAUGUACCAGAAAUCAGUUUUAUUUUGAUGGGAUAAUCUUGCUUUAUGAAU